UAUCAUUUAGUAUUACUGUAUUACGCUCUCGCGCUCCCUUACUCUAUACAAAUCCAAUACACAUACGACGUUUAGACAUUAUACGCGACCGAAACAGAAAUCUCUAAUCAUUUCGUAUUGCGGCCACCCAUUAUUGUCGUCUGCUACUAUAACUGUAUUUCAGUUCAAUAUCUCCACCGUAUUUCACCUCCGACCAUGGGGAACGAAAACUCGCUUCCGAUGGAGCUGUGCUCAAACUUCGAUGCCGAUGAAAUCAGACGUUUGGGCAAACGGUUCCGCAAACUUGAUUUGGACAACUCCGGUGCUUUGAGUUUGGAYGAAUUUUUAUCUUUGCCCGAGCUUCAACAGAACCCACUUGUACAAAGAGUUAUAGACAUAUUCGAUGAAGAUGGCAAUGGUGAAGUUGACUUCAAAGAAUUUAUUCAAGGAGUUUCUCAAUUCAGUGUUAAAGGAGACAAGGAAUCUAAGUUACGGUUUGCUUUUCGAAUCUAUGAUAUGGAUAAUGAYGGAUAUAUAUCAAAUGGUGAAUUAUUCCAAGUUUUGAAAAUGAUGGUUGGAAAUAAUUUAAAAGAUACUCAGCUUCAGCAAAUUGUGGAUAAAACUAUAUUGUUUGCAGACAAAGAUGAAGAUGGCAAGAUUAAUUUUGAAGAGUUCUGCUCUGUUGUUGGCAAUACAGAUAUACACAAAAAAAUGGUUGUUGAUGUUUAAAUUUAUUAAUUAAAUUGUGCCAAUAAUAUUCAAAUAAAGACGAAAAUUAACAGACUAGUCAAGUGUUUGAACUUUCCAAAUUUAAUGCACACCUAUUCAUGGUUAGUUCAACUGUAUAAAAGUAUUGUUUAAAUUACUAUAGACAAAUUUAUUAACCAUAUACCAAACUUCAUAACUGGAUGCCUAAAAUUCAAAUACAGGCUGMCAGUAUCUAUCUAUAUUAUAUUUAAUUUACAAUAAAAGUAUACAAAAUCAUAUGUUUGCUGAUCUGUUUACAUUUUUUGCCUUUUUAAAAUUGUUAUUAAAAUAUUUAUUAUUACAAAAUAAAAAUAAAAUGUCAAUAAUAUUACAUAAUUAUUGAUUAUAUAUUUCUAUUUAACUUGYACUGUUACUUUAAAGUACAGUUAUUACUUGUAUGUAUACAUUAAUGAUCUUGGUAUCAAUAAAUAAAUAAGAUUUUUACGUA
This is a messenger RNA of Diuraphis noxia (Russian wheat aphid), 1174 nucleotides long. Its product is annotated as calcineurin subunit B type 2. The record is from RefSeq and is a predicted model, not a curated record. NCBI's taxonomy places the organism in Eukaryota, Metazoa, Arthropoda, Insecta, Hemiptera, Aphididae. Gene Ontology annotation, molecular function: calcium ion binding.